AUGUUCAAAACUUCAUACGUAAUGAAGGAUCACUACAAACAGUUCCACACGACACACAAACCGCUGAAGUGUCCGCACAUGGGUUGCGGCCAAAGCUAUUUAAAUAGGAGCCAAUUGGAGGCACACGUUGUCCGUCACGCCACUGAUCGGCCAUUUAUAUGCGAUUUCAUUGGUUGUGACAAAAGCUUUAAGUCGGAAACGUGUCUGAAGACUCACCAACGGAUCCAUUCGAGUGCACUGACCGUUAAGUGCACUGUCGAGGGCUGUUCGCAACGGUUUCAAAUGUAUUACCACUUGAAUAGACAUCGCGUAAUCGACCAUCACUUUAGGCGCCCGAAGCGACUGCGAAAGACACCCGUCAAAGACAUUGCCUGUCAGUGGCCGGGAUGUGAUUACAAAGCGUGCAAUCGCUGGCAACUCACACAUCACCAGAACAUACACACCGAUGAGCGGCCGUAUGUCUGCGAUUGGCCCGAAUGUGGCAAACGGUUCCGCCGACCGACCGCUUUAAGAGAUCACAAGAAUAUCCACAACAAUGUGAAGCCAUACGCCUGUCAUUGGCCCGGAUGUCAGUAUCGGUGUUGUAAUAGCGGUAAUGCACGCAAACAUUUUAAACUUGUUCAUCAAAAGUGA
Messenger RNA from Medioppia subpectinata, 633 nucleotides. The record is from the annotation of a GenBank genome assembly. Lineage: Eukaryota; Metazoa; Arthropoda; Arachnida; Sarcoptiformes; Oppiidae.